AUGGUACCUCGUCUGGCGAUAUAUGGUCUCUCGUCGACCCUCCUUGCCAGCGGAGUAGUAUACUCCGCAUUGAACACCAGGCCGAACUUUUAUGCCGCUGCGGUAGCUUUGGGGAGAAGUAGCGGGGCUUUGAUGGUCUUAGCCAACUUUGCAUUGUUCAAUACCAUCUUAUUUGGCAUUGGCCUGAAGAAGAUCUUCUUUGGUCAGUUGAGGGCUAUAGAAUAUGAGCACUUAUUCGAGAGAUUGUGGAUAUUCUUGACGGAGUCAUUAUUAGCUUUAACCAUAUUCAGAGACGACUUCUCAGCACCUUUCGCUUUUAUGUACUGUCUACUGCUGUUUCUAAAAUGCUUCCAUUGGAUAACAGCAGAUAGGGUGGAUUAUAUGGAUCAAAUACCACCUCCAGGUCCACCCACAUUAUAUCACAUCCGAAUAACCUCGAUCAUCGUCUUAUUGGCGAUCUUCGAUUUCGCCCUGGUAUCAUAUUCGAUAGAAGCUAUUCUAUCGGAAGGUGUCUCAGCAAUGGUACUAUUCGCAUCUGAAUUCACCAUUCUGAACGCUUCGAUCUUAGGUACCGCUGCUAGAUAUGCGGUUGGACUAGUAGACCUGAGAAGAGCAAGAGGAAGAGCAGAUGCUCCUCCUUGGGAAGAGAAAUCUAUGUGGUUGUUUUAUGUUGACCUGACUGUCGACUUCAUGAAACUCCUCACAUACCUCUCUUUCUUCCUUGUCAUUCUUCUUCACUACGGUCUUCCACUGCAUAUCCUUCGAGACGUUUAUAUGACAUUACGGUCAUUCAUCUCUCGCUGUGGUGAUCUUAUUAGAUACCGAAGAGCCACGAGAGAUAUGGACGCCCUCUAUCCCGAUGCGACUGAAGAAGAGAUGGAAAGAGGUGGAGAUAGAACAUGUAUAAUAUGCAGGGAGGAAAUGAUCCCUCGAGCAGUAGCUGAAAGAGAAGGAAACACUGGUAGUGGAGAGGGUGGAGGACCCAAUGAGACGCCGAAGAAAUUGGCUUGUGGACAUAUAUUCCAUUUCCAUUGUCUGAGAAGUUGGUUGGAAAGGCAACAAAGCUGUCCUACCUGUCGAAGAGAUGUCCUGCAUACCCCUGCACCAGCACCUGGUCGAGCGGCAGCUCAGCGGAAUGCUGCUGGAGGUAAUCCGCCACCCGCCCAGCCUGGAGCUGUACCUCAGCAGCCUCAGCAGCAAGAUAGGAACAACAUACAACAAGCGUACAACGAGUACUUUCAAUUACCCAGAAUGGGAUGGGAUAACCCAGUACCAGUACCACAGCCCACUGCCUUACCACAAGCUGGCAGUCAGGGGAAUACAGCGCGAAGGGAGGAUAGUAUAGACGAAAGACUACAAAGGGGUAUAUGGGGUGGUCCGAUCAUUCCUGGUCGCUUCUUCCCGGCUCCUUUAGGUGCUGCACCAAGAUUCCAACAGUCUUCUACCCAUGCUGGACCUAGUUCUCCCUUCACUCCUCCCCUUUCACAACCUUCAUCAAGCAGAAUUACUCAGCCCGCAGGUCAAAAUCCACCACCGACCAUAUCAAGAAGGGAAUUUCACCUUUCUGUGCCUGCUACACCACAGAUGUCAGGCAGCGUCACUCCGUUCUCUUCGAAUCCUCCUGUUGUCUUCUCUCCCACUGGUACAGCUAGACCUAUACCGCAAGUAGAAGGAGAAAAUGACGACAAAGAGGUUGAGGAAGUUGUGGAAGUGGAUGAAGUAGCGGUGAGAAGAAAAGCUGCUGAAGCUGCCUUGAAAAGAUUUGGGGGCUCGACAUUCCAUUCUGCAUCGAUAGGGAAGGUUAAAGGCAAAGGCAAAGAAAAGGAAGUACCAGUCGAAGCUCAAGUUGGAAACCAGAAUGAAAAUAUCAAUUUGGAUGAUUGGGAAACUUUACCUACCGUUCAUCCGAGAUUGAUUCCUUCGUCUUCCGAUUUACUCGGCGACCGACAACACCAGCAUCCAAAUCUGAGCGAUUCAAGUAGUGUGACGGCGGCAGGUAGCUUGGAAGAGAGGAUCCAGGUAUUGAGAAAGGUUGAUGAGACAAUUUGGGGGUUGGUAGGUGAAUUAACGAGAUUACAAAGCAGUUGGCAAGCAGAACGAGAGGGACUCGACUCCAUUUCUGACAAAGAGGAAGGGUCGGGACCAGGGCCAGUGGGAAGACCUAGAUUAGAGAUUCCUGAUGAAGAUCAACAGUAG
This is a messenger RNA of Kwoniella mangroviensis CBS 8507, 2196 nucleotides long. RefSeq lists its product as uncharacterized. The transcript has 7 exons. The record is from RefSeq and is a predicted model, not a curated record. The coding region runs from base 1 to 2196 and encodes 731 amino acids. Lineage: Eukaryota; Fungi; Basidiomycota; Tremellomycetes; Tremellales; Cryptococcaceae. Gene Ontology annotation, molecular function: zinc ion binding.